Messenger RNA from Prorocentrum cordatum, 384 nucleotides. The record is from the annotation of a GenBank genome assembly. NCBI's taxonomy places the organism in Eukaryota, Dinophyceae, Prorocentrales, Prorocentraceae.
GCGGCGGCGGGACCAACAGAGUGCGCAUGAAGCUCCACGGCCCCCUCAGGCCGAACGAUUUCAUCUCGCCAAACGGUGACGGCAGCAUCAACGUAGUUGCGCUGUGUGCUGCAGCCACGGCGAAUCGGAUGAAGGUGCUGUUCCUUGGCGAGUGGGACGGGUCAUUGUCCCUCGGGUGCGCGGUUGGAUGCAUGUACCACCAGACGCUCGAUCGGGAACUGGGUAUCGGAAUGGUCUUUGAUCGGGGCAUCGUGCCAAGGCGUUCGUUGAACAACCAGCGCCCAUCCACAUACAAGGAGUUCUACGAGUACGCGAUGCAGUACCGCGCGGUGCAGAUCGUCGAUGAAGCGGCGCGCAUGAAUGCUCCUUGGCCUGAGGACUGGG